Messenger RNA from Coregonus sp. 'balchen', 1316 nucleotides. The record is from the annotation of a GenBank genome assembly. NCBI's taxonomy places the organism in Eukaryota, Metazoa, Chordata, Actinopteri, Salmoniformes, Salmonidae.
AUGAGUACUCCGUCGUCAGGUCGUAAGAGCCCCGUUGACUACGGGGUUCAGAUCCGCUUCAUCAGUGACUCUGGAGGGGGGAUCCCCUCAACCCAGCCCAGACCCAAGCCCCCCUCCACUUCGAAGUACGGGGUGGCUGUCAGGGUCCAGGGCAUCGCCGGACAGCCCUAUGUGGUUCUGAAGGACGGGGGCCCGAAGGGAGAUUCGUACGGGGUGCAGCUCCGUACCCACUACCCCCCGGGUUGCAGCAGUCUGCCCCGCAGGAGAGACAGAGAGGAGGGAGGGGGGCAGGGAGGAGCGGGAGAGGGGGGAGGAGGAGGGCAGGGAGGGGCGCUACGCAGGGCACAGUCACAUGGUUCAUUACUGGAGAGUGAGGGGGGAGGAGGAUUUGGGAGACCACCAGGGGAUGGGAGGUCUGGUAGCUAUGGGAACCUGGAUGGAGGGAUUGGGGUCGCGGAAGAGAGAACGGAUGGAGGAGGGGUGAGGGAGGGGGGUAUGGAGAGCAAUGUAAUGUGUGGGUCGUAUCAGUCCGGGCUCAAUGGGUCACUGGGGAGGGGAGGGGGGAGUCAGUAUGCCCUUGACCUCCAUCCUUCCCAAACAGUGCAGCCCCCCCUGACCACGGCAAACCCCCACCCCCAGACCACCCCUUACCCAGCACAGCCCCACCGCCAGAACCCUGUCAACAGACUGAUCAGCAGGUUUGACGGCAGCAGCAGUACCAGAGGACAACAGAGGGGGCGCUCUCCUGUAGCAGAGGACCCUAGAGACACCGCCUCUCCUUCCCACGCCCCCAACCCCUACUCCUCCCCUCCCUCCUCCACUCACUGCAGCCUGGGGCAGGGCCAAGGCUCCGUCGGCAAGGCAACGGUCCAACCAGCCAAUCCGUGGGCUCCGCCAGGGAGGUUUGUCGCUGUGGAGACGCCGUCAGCCAAUCGGACAGACCCUCUGGUAAGAGACUGGACAAGAGGGGAGAGCGGUUACUAACUAGUACACUAUCAGUACCUCCAGUAAAGUUUAAAAACGUACUAAUACUGAGCUCUGUCUAAAGGUGACCCCUGACCUUCUGCUUCAGAGUUCAGAGGUCACCAGUGAGGAGGAGCAGGUCAUGCAGACCAUCUACAGCAUCCUCAGAGAAGGGUACAGCAUUUAUCUUACUGUGUCAUUCACCAUUACUUCAGGCCAGUUAUCAACAUCCUUCUGACCAUGUGUGUUUGACCUGUUGUUCUUCACCCCUCAGGACUAGUGAGAGUGACUCGAUCAUCAGACACAAAGUCAGGGUGAUUUUCCAGAAGAUCCAGGGACUCAAGGUACUUUAA